This is a messenger RNA of Trypanosoma theileri, 759 nucleotides long. RefSeq names its product trans-sialidase. Gene Ontology annotation, molecular function: exo-alpha-sialidase activity. Bases 1 to 759 code for a protein of 252 amino acids. Lineage: Eukaryota; Euglenozoa; Kinetoplastea; Trypanosomatida; Trypanosomatidae. The transcript has a single exon. The record is from RefSeq and is a predicted model, not a curated record.
AUGAAAUUCAAGGGAGUUGGUGCAGGGGCAAUUUGGCCAGUAGGCGAGCAGGGACAGAACCAGCGAUACCAUUUUGCAAACUACAUGUUUACGCUGGUAGCAACGGUACAAAUCAUUGAGCUACCAGAAGUCGGCAACCCAGUCCCACUAUUGGGAGUGAGCUUGGAUGAGGCUGGUGGCAAGAAGCUUCUGGGACUCUCAUUUAACAGCGACCAGCAGUGGAACCCAAUAUGCGGGAAGAUUGAAACCGCACCUAACGGAUCGUGGGAACUGAACAAGGCAUACCAGGUGGCACUCACUUUUCAGGACGGAGUGGGUUCGAUCUAUGUUGAUGGAGAGCCCUUGGCAGGCUCAGGGGAGAAGCUUCAGUACGAUACAAGGUCCCUCGUUGUUUCACACUUCUACAUUGGUGGAUAUGGAACCAGUGAACUGGAGACGGAUGGCCAUGUAACAGUGACAAACGUUCUUUUAUACAACAGACAACUGAACCAGAGCGAACUCAAAACCUUGUUCUUGGCCAGGGAUCAAAUUGCAGAUAACACCUGGGGUGUUGAUGACGAUUCUUCUACUUCUGGUAGUAGUAGUGAGUCAUCUGCACCUGAGGAGGCGUCAUCUUCUGAGUCUCACAAUACAGAAGAGUGGGAUAGUUUAGAAACCGAUGGAUCGACACUCUGUUUUGGGGUUAAUUAUUUUUCAAUGAUGCUUCUACCGUUACUAACCCUGGCUCUCGUUCUAUUUGACCAUGGUAUUUUUAUCUGA